Polistes dominula (European paper wasp) is the source of this 3234-nucleotide messenger RNA. RefSeq names its product retained (gene retn). Gene Ontology annotation, cellular component: nucleus. Gene Ontology annotation, biological process: regulation of transcription by RNA polymerase II. Lineage: Eukaryota; Metazoa; Arthropoda; Insecta; Hymenoptera; Vespidae. Gene Ontology annotation, molecular function: DNA binding. The record is from RefSeq and is a predicted model, not a curated record.
UUAUUAUUAUUAUUAUUAUUAGCAUUAUAAUAAUAAUAAUAUCGUCGUUCAACCCUUAACAAACGUGCUCAUCAUUAAAUAUUGUUUAAUUAUACGCGUAAAUAAAUGAUCAAUGAAUUUUCUAAUUCCGAAGUUGAGGAAACGAAGAUCGAAGCGUGGUUUUAUAUGUAACUCGCAAGUAAAUGACAUUUUUGUUCUUUUUUAUAUGUCACAAUUAACGUACAAAAACAAAUAUAAUGAGAGACGUUUGACAAGAUACAUCUAAUUAAAUUAAUUAAUUAAUUAAUAAUAAUAAUAACUGUAACAAAAGGAAGACAAUCAUGUUCGUCGUCGUGGUGUUAAACGUUUAAAAGUGAAGAAGAAAGUUUAAAGAAAAAAAAAGGGAACGAAUCGAAAAAAAAAAGGGACAAAAGCAAAAAUAAGGAAAAAUAUAAAAAGCCGGGGUGGGGGGGAAGGCAAAAGAAAAUAACAAUACGAGUGUUUCUAAGUGUAUCGUCGUUGUGUAUAGGCGUCAUCGUGGUCGUCGUCGUGUUAAACUAGUUGGCCCAUAGUAAGUUGGCCUAGUAAGCCCAUCCCUACCUUUUUUUUCCUCUCUCUCUCUCUCUCUCUCUCUCUCUCUCUCUCUCUCACUUUACAAUACCUUUUUUCCGAUCCCUUUGCCCGUUCCUUCUAUAACCCCCUUCCCCAACCCCUCCCCUCUCUCUCUUUUCCAAUGUAUCUCUUCAUCUGAAUUUAUCCAUCUUUUUUCAUUGUGGUUCCUAGCUUCGUUUUUGGAAGAAGGGAUAGGAACGUUUGAGCAUUUUUCCGCCGUCAGUCCCAUUCUAUCGACGGCGCCACUACAAACGGAUGAUUAAAUAAAUUUGUGAGAGAGAGAAAGAAAAAAACAUAUAAAACUGGAAGGAAUUUGGAUAAGCAACCAACUCUUGAACCACUACCCUCUCCCCGCCCGACCGGCUCAUCUGGCCCUCCCGCCCGGCUCAUCCGGCCCGUCCGGCCCGCGCGUGUUGUGAACAAUUUGUUCAACGUUUCGUUUUUUAAUCAACAUUGGACGGCCCAAGUGCCGAAUAAACAAUCAAAAUUCGGGUUAAGAACAAAGAGCCGUUGCCAUCGUACGCGAUGGAGAUGAGCGACGAUUAUCAAGACAUGGUCAAUCCUGGUGGAGGGAUGUCCAAUCUCCAACCCAUGGGGGGACAUCAUCGGAACACACCUGAGAGCACCUCAACGGAAGCCGAUGUACUGUCAAGAACAAAUUUGGAAGCGUUCCAGGCUGCUGUCAGCAAUGGGGUUAUAAAUUUGCCAGGAUUUAUACCCAUAAUGCCAUUAUCAAAUAUGGGAAUUGGUGGAAUGAUACAAGCUUCUUCAUCGUCAACCCCCAUGCAAGUUGCUGGAGAUGGUCCUAGUACAUCGUCAUCGAUGCAACAAGUGUUAAAUGUACCACUUGGUAACAACAACCAGGAUGCAACCAGCAGUCCUUCACGUUCCAGUGAAUCUCCACAAGGAUCAAGAAAUGGGCCUGAUUCUGCUACCAAUUAUUCACUCAAUGUCAGCAACAAUACCAAUAAUAAUCAUCAUCAUCAUUCCCACAACAGUAGUGCCAGCAGCAGCAGUCAGAAUAAUAAUAAUAACAACAACAACAACAAUAGCAGUCAGAAUAAUAAUAAUCAUACUUCACAGAAUGGUCAGCAACCUAACAAUUGGAAUUUUGAAGAUCAAUUCAAACAGUUGUACGAGCUCAGUGAUGAUCCAGGCAGACGAGAAUUUUUGGACGAUUUGUUUAGCUACAUGCAAGCACGCGGAUCACCGAUAAAUCGAUUACCCAUAAUGGCUAAAUCAGUAUUGGAUCUUUACGAACUUUUUAAUCUCGUGAUAGCUCGUGGCGGAUUGGUUGAUGUUAUUAACAAAAAACUAUGGCAGGAAAUCAUCAAAGGUCUACAACUACCAUCCAGUAUCACUUCCGCCGCAUUUACUUUACGCACGCAAUAUAUGAAAUAUUUAUACGACUACGAAUGCGAUAGAAAAAAUUUAUCAACCCGUGAAGAUUUACAAUUAGCCAUAGAUGGUAAUCGUCGUGAAGGACGUAGAAAUACUUAUGUACAAUAUCCAUCUGGAUCUGGUAGCGAUGGUCAAAGAAAUCAAUCAACGUCAUUGUCAAUGCGUUCGAGAAUAUCGCCUAAUGCCAUGCAACUGCAUACACAAAUUUCACCACUUUCAUUGGUUACGGCAGCCGCUGCAGUUACUUCAGCACAAUCCAUGGUCAAUGGUAAUUCGAUGCAUCCGUCUUUGGUGCAACAUUCACAAUUACCACAACUUCCACAAGCAACUUUGAAUCAUUCACAAAAUUUUCCAGUUUCCCUUACGAACGUAAAUCCAAGUGAAAUUGAAGCACGAAUGGCAGAAUAUUUUAGGUUGUAUCAUAGAGAUAGAAUAGUUGCAACGGCAGGAUCGUCACCAUGUCAGCAAGGUACUUCGACACCAACCACAACAACCAUACCCAUAUCUUCAAACAUACAAACUUACGAAACAUUGAGCAAAUUUCAAGCAGUUUUUGGUAGUAAUAACACGAUUUACCCAGCAGCACUUGCGCAUCAUUCCUCUUUAUCACCACAACCAUCACAAUCCUCGUUGCAACCUGUGCCAAGCCCAGAACCACAAAGGGAAGCAUUGGAUCUUGGUGUUAGGUCAUCAUCCGUAUGUUCCUCACCUUCUGUAGCUUGUGGACCAAGCCCAUUAUCUUCAACCAGUGGUCAACGAAAAAGGGAUACGGAUUCAGUUACGUCUGGUCGAAAAAGACGAUUAUCCGAUGAGGAUAAAUCUCCAGAAACUGCUCAACCAUCAACCUCAUCUAAUCCACGAAACAUCAGAAUUUGCACAGAAGCUAACAACGAUGAGGGUUCAUUGAACGUCAGUCUUACAAUAGAAGAUGCAACUUAUCGAGGAGUCCUAUUCUUUGAUUCAAGAUCAGGAUCAAAAUCAGAUUCAUCUAGUUCUAGAAGUCCACCAACGAAUAAUGACAAAUAAUUCACAAGGAUAUACCAUAGUGACGAAAUAAUUGACGAUAAAAAGUAUAAUUGCUGGUCAAUAUGGAAAAGUAAUCAACGAUGUGACAUCAUCAUUUACCAUCAUCCCAGUCCAGUUGAAGACACACAAUCAUUUAAUAAAAAAACAAAAUAAACAAACAAAUUAUUAUUACACUUAAUGUGAACACUUGAUCGAUUUUGCAAAAUGAAAAAUAAU